Molecule: messenger RNA, 1825 nt
Organism: Hyposmocoma kahamanoa
Lineage: Eukaryota; Metazoa; Arthropoda; Insecta; Lepidoptera; Cosmopterigidae
Product: putative inorganic phosphate cotransporter
Exons: 10
Coding region: 88-1635 (515 amino acids)
Biological process (GO): transmembrane transport; monoatomic anion transport
Cellular component (GO): plasma membrane
Molecular function (GO): transmembrane transporter activity
Source: RefSeq, a predicted model, not a curated record
GGGAAUAGUAAAUUUAAAAUUUCAGACUAUGGCUACAGACAUCAACAGACUUUAGUAAUUUUUCUUUGCCUGUCAACCGCAUACAGCAUGCGAGCCUGCAUGGGCGUGGCAUUGGUGGAAAUGAUUGACGAUAACCUCAAAGCUACUACGAAAGUUACCUCAAAUGUCACUAAACUCAGCGAUACAGCAUUUGAUGAGACACAUGUUAAUUCCGGUAACACUACACAAUUUCCGAUAUUUGAAAAUUAUAAUGAUACCGAUAUUGAAUUCAAUAAACUUGAAGAAAAUAAAACAGUUGCAAAUUUCACUGAGAGCAAAGAGUUCAAGGUCAACGGAUUUUUCAGUGCUUUACUCUUGGCGUCACCUUAUCCCAAGUUUUAUUGGAAUAAAAAGCUUCAAGACACAGUCCAGUCAUCAUUCUUUUGGGGCUACAUGAUAAUGCAAAUACCAGGCGGCCAAUUAGUUCACAUGUUUGGGGCUCGACGUUUCUUAACUGCAGCUUUGGGUGUCAACAGCUUAGUGUCAUUUACCUUUCCAUGGAUUGCAUACUAUGGUGGUUGGAUUUGUGCAAUGAUCUGCAGGCUUUUGCAAGGAUUAACUCAAGCUUGUAUUGUGCCUGGCAUACACUCUUUCUUCGGCAAAUGGGCACCGUUAGAAGAAAGGGCAAGAUUGGUUGGGUUUGCUCAAGGGGGUCAGGCAUUGGGCUUGGUAAUCGGCUUACCAAUAACUGGCUUCAUCGCCGCGUCGCCCGUGGGCUGGCCAGGUAUCUUUCGCUUCUACGGCAUCCUGUCCGGCCUGUGCGCUUGUGUUGUCUUCUACUUUAUUGCGGACACUCCUGCGCAACAUCCGAAAAUAUCUGCCUCAGAAAGACAGUAUAUCGAGGAAGGCAUAGGAAUAAAGGCCGGCGCGAAAAAAAUGCCAAUUCCCUGGGCAAAAAUAUUACGCAGUCGUGCUGUUUAUGCGAUGAUUUUUGCUCACUAUGGUCAAUCAUACGGACAAAUCACGUUGUUCACCGAAGUACCGUCGUUUAUGGCAAAAGUCAUGCACGUCGAUAUUAAAGCUAAUGGCCUGUUAACAGCCCUUCCCUUUCUGAUGAUGUGGUUCUCGAGCUUCUUUUUCAAUUGGUUUACGGACAUGAUCAUCAUCAAGAAAUACCUGAGCGUCACUAACGCGAGGAAACUUGCAAACUUCAUUGGCUGCGUCCCUGCAUCAAUAGGCUUUGUUGCCUUGGCAUACGCUCCGAAAAACAUUUACGUUGUCGAGUCUUUACUUGUCUUCAUCUGCGCGACUAAGAUUGCCUCUCAGGUUGGCUUUAUGUUGAAUCACAUAGACUUGACGCCGAACUUUGCGGGGACAACUAUGAGCUUGAGCAACUUUGUCGCCAACUGCGUGGGCUCCCAGGCACCGAUAGUGGCUGGAUUCAUCCUCACAGAUGUCACAAGCGAACAACAAUGGCGUUACGUAUUCUUUGUCGCCGCCGCGCUCUACUUGAUGUCAAACCUGGUGUACAUGAUCCUCGGCUCAGCCGAGAAAGCGGACUGGAACGACCCACCCAUCGAGGUGAACAACGAUAUUGAGAUGGUCAGGCAAGAGACGGAGCCUAUGAUUAAAAAUCCAGAUGAGAAGAAGCUUUAAAGGAAUGUUUCCGGAGUAUAAUCUCAAAGAUCUAUAUAAGCUUGUGAUUAAUUCACGAACUUAGGAUUUUUUUUAAAUUAGGUUAUAUUGUAGUGGUUACUUUGUAAAAUAAACUCUUUAUUAAAAUUCAUUUCUUCUUCAUUAUGUUUUUGUAUAUUACAGUUUUAGAUGUAAUGCUCAAUAGUCUAAU